AUGGACAGCAUCGCCCUCUUCGAAAUGCUAAAGCAGGCCAUGAUGCUCAAAUCGAGGUCUUGCCGCCUCGCUGCGACCGAGGUGGUGUGGGCCGUUGCGAUGCGUUUCGACCGGAUGCUCAGCCACCAGAAGUUGAGCGACGCACGACAUGUGCUUCAGUGCGUCAAUACUCUGCAUUCGGACCUGCUAGCAUCUGGAGAUGGCCGAGCCGUCGAGGCGGCCAUCGACAGCUUGGGAAGGGUAGGUCGCCUCAAGUCGGACAUUCUCCUCGGUCCUACGAUCCUCAAGCUCGUCGAAACACUCGAGGCCGGGCCCUUCCCCCGGAGCGCCGCCUACAGUCAGAUUGUCGCGCUCUCCGCAUAUCACCACUGUACCACCUUUCAGCUGCUCUUCCCGCACCUAGAGCAAGUCUCCGUAUACGUCGUUAGCCGCAUGAUGGCCGUCCCGUCCCUGUUUAUUGAGGUCCUUCGCCUCACGGGCAUGACGAAAACCAAGUUCCUGCAAGCGACUUUGCAACAUAUUGUCCCUGCCUUGAUCAAAUCCAAGAGUCGCGUCUCGCUGCAAUCGGUGGCGAAAGCAUUGGGAUCAGAAGAGAAAAAGCUAUGCAUCGAUUGCAUGGUGCCCAUCCUUAACAUGUGCCUCAUUCAGGAGCAGCGUGCUCGUAAGCAAUGCAUUCAAGAGUUAUCACGAUACCUGGACGCGGCGUAUUUCGACCAGAUGCUCCGAAGCUACCUGCCAGAAAUUCUCGGAAACUUGGUCAUCAAUCUCGGAUACGAAGAGCGGCGUCACAAUGCUUUCACUGGCCUGAACUUUGUCUAUGAAACACUGAAAGUUAAGAAAGAGAAGCGCACCUUCGGCGAGUGGCUCGGGGCGGAGAGCAUGGCGAUCCAUGCCUGGCUUAACGAUGAUCUCAAUUCUGGCCACGGUCGCCGUACCAUGGCCGAGAAGAAGGCCGUCGUCAAGAGCUUGUCAGAACUGAUCGACAUAGUGGGGUACUUCAUCACGUCGAUUACGCCACAAAUUAUCGCGACCCUCACGUCCAACUUUGCAAAUGCCGACCUCCGCCAUGAGGUCCUAAAGACUUGGCGCAAACUCAUCUCGGUGCUGCAGGCAUCUGAUCUAGAGCUGUACCUCGGCCAGACUGUCGCCUCGAUGUCUUCCUUUUGGGAUACGAUGGAUGAAGCAGAAAAGGACGAGGCGAUCGGGAUGAUCAACGAUCUCCUGUCACAGCCAAAGGAUUUGAAAGAGAAGGCCGAGACAGUUCUCAGUCAGGUGCGAACUUCGCAAAGCAUGCGAGAAGAAGUGACUGCGCUUCAGCAACUUAAGGGGAACUUUGCAGCAAGGGCUACCAAGCGACAACAACUGACGGGCUUGCUUAAGGACUUGUACAACGACAGCGCUGCGGUCUUGUUCCAGGCGCUUGGAGAACUGCAAAGUUUCCUCUUCAGCGAACGCGACUUCGUUAAAGAACUGGCUUCUGGCAACAAAUUCGAUCCACUAGCCGGUUCGAUCAUCUCUGCGCUGCUGGCAAUCCUUGCAAGGAUGGAGGCUGCCUCGUCAGGAGACAUCGCCCAGCUCGCUUUCCAAUGUCUAGGAUGCGUUGGGGCCAUUGACCCUGAUCGGCUCGACAUCCGUGAAGAUGAGCCCAUUCGGAUCAUCCUCAACAACUUCAAAGACCAAGAUGAGGCUACCGAUUUCGCUCUGCAUCUGAUCAAGGACGUCCUCGUCAAAGCUUUCCGUGCAACCGAUAACACCAAGCAUCAAGCCAAUCUGGCCUUUGCGAUUCAAGAGCUGCUUAAGUUCUGUGGUUUUUCGACGGCAUUGCUUGACACUGCUCCAAUGCACAACAGAGCAGCUCCGCCUGUCAAGACCAAGGCACGGUGGCAAGCCCUUCCUCGCCACAUGCUUGACACGGUCGCGCCGCUGCUAGAAUCGCGGUACUCCAUUCAAUUCAUCGAUGCCCCACCGCGGGAGCUGCCACUUUCUCACCACACCAACUCAUACAGGGAAUGGCUGCAGACGUGGACCAGUCAGCUGAUCAAGGCAACCCAAGGUACACCGGCAGAACCAGUGUUCUCCGUCUUCCGCGGUGUGGUUUUGGAGCAUGAUCUCACAGUGGCGCAGCACAUUUUGCCGCACCUCGUAUUGACAGUGCUGAUCUCAGGACCUCAACAGAGACGUGACGAAGUGCGAGAAGAAUUUCUCGGCGUGCUCACGCUUCAGGUCGUAGGGAGAAAGGACAAUAAUCAACGGUUGAUGAUGGCUCAAACUGUCUUUGGCCUGAUGGAUCAUCUGAGUGUCUGGUUGCAUCGAAAGCGGGUGGAGCAUGCAAAACAACAACGUCGAUCGUCGACACGGAGUCCCAGGGAAGAGAUAUCUGUCAUCGAGUCUGUGAUUGACUCGAUCCCACAGCAGCUCUUAGCCACGGCUUCUUUCCAGAGUCAAUCCUAUGCAAGGUCGCUCCUGCACUUUGAGCAGACCAUCCGCCAAUACCAAGGAGAAGUCGAACCCACCGGAUUGCAGGAUCAACUCGAAAAAAUGCACUGCAUCUAUGCAUGUCUUGACGAACCGGACGGCAUGGAGGGUAUAUCGACCCUGGUCCGUUCUCCAUCACUCGAGCAUCAGAUUAGGGAGCACGAAAGUACGGGCCGUUGGACUGCGGCGCAGAGUUGCUGGGAGCUCAAGCUUCAGCAGGCUCCAGACGAGCCCAAACUUCACCUCGGGUUGCUGAAUUGCUUGCGCAACCUUGGACACUAUGACACCAUGCAAACACACAUUCGUGGCGCACUCAGCCACAAUCCGGACUGGCAGUCGCUGCUUGGUCAAUUCGAAGUCGAAGGCGCCUGCAUUUUAUCCCAAUGGGGCGAAGUUGCGCGCUUAGUCGAUCUCCCAAAUGCCACUAGCGACAAGCAUGCACUUGCCAGGCUGCUCCUGGCCAUGCGGAGCGGCGACCAGGUCGCCGUGCUGGCUGCACUGAGGGAUGCCAGGCAACAACUGGGCCGCCCCAUCAUUGCAGCAGGCAAGACUCGUUACGCUCUCAUCUACGACUCCGUUCUGCAGCUUCAAGUGAUCCAAGAUCUGGAGACAAUUUUCGUCCACAAAGAAGGCACGCAAGACAUUACUGCUCUACUCUCGGAUCGGGUCGCUCAGACGCUUCCGUCCUUCCGCGUUCGAGAGGUGCUCCUGAGUGCACAUAGAACUGCACUCAGGAGCGUAAUGAAAGAUAACAAGGCUUCCGUUGCCGCAGCUUGGAUCCAGACGUCCAAAUUUGCGCGCAGAGCGGAUCAUCGUCAGACAUCCUACAGUGCAGUCCUGCAAGCUGCGAGGCUCGAUGCGAGUUUCUCCUUCGUACAAAGGGCAAAACUUUUGCGUUUGGAUGAUCAAUUGCAAGCCGCAAUACAGGUCAUGAACAAUAACCUCGCAUCCUUCGAGACCCCUUCCUCCGAGCUGGCCGGAUAUCACGCCUCGAAGUCGGAUAUUGCAAAAGCGAACUUGCUGCGCUCGUCUCUCAUGGAAGCGACCGGAAGGUACAGCCGAAACGAGGUUUUGGAAAGCUACAGACGGACCGCCAAAAUUGACGAAACAGCCGAGAGGCCGUGGUACCAAUUGGGACAUUACGCGGACAUAUCUCGCGACACUGCGGACGGCAGCGCGCAUGUGGUUGAUGCAAAAGUAGUCAAUUACCUGCUUAGAGCCCUCAAGUAUGGUAUUAAGUACUUCUUCCGGACCUUGCCUCGUAUCCUCACAAUCUGGCUUGAUGCCGGAGAGAAUGAGGUUGUGGUGGAAGCGAAUCGCGCCGCACAAAAUGCACCUGGUACAGGGGAAGAUGCUGCCGUCACAGCUUUCCGUGACAUCAACAGCCAUAUUCGGAAAGCACACGCGUGGAUACCCGGUUACCAGUGGCUCGCUGUUUUCGCCCAGCUCGUCUGCCGAGUUACCCAUCGCAACGACUCAGUCUGGAAAUUAUUACAAGAUGUGAUCGGAAAGGUGAUUGACGAGUACCCCCAGCAAGCAAUGUGGGCAGUGGUCGGUGGCUGUCAAUCGAAAGAUCUGGAACGUCGCAAACGUUUCAAAGAGAUCAUCCACAAAGUCAAAGUCCGGUCAACAGAGAGCGGCUUCUCUGUCGUCAAAGCGAUCGAUCAAGCGCUACUCAUGGCGCUACAGCUUCAGCUUCUGUGUGAUCAUCCUGUGCAACAGAAAGUGUCGGUCCUGAGCAUGGCACAAGAGUUCCCCAAAAUUAUUUCACUUGAGAGCGAUCAUCUCUUGCUGCCGUUGCAAUCUUCUCUCGUUGUCGGACUACCAGCGAACAACAUCAGCGACAGAGACCACCAGCCAUUCCCUGACAACUUGCCCUGCAUUCAGAGGUUUGAUGACGUGGUCGAGAUCAUGAAUUCAUUGCAAAAGCCACGAAAGUUGACUGUGCUAGGGACGGAUGGCGCAUCUUAUAAUUUCCUUUGCAAGCCAAAGGACGACCUCCGCAAAGAUGCCCGCUUGAUGGAUUUUGAUGCCAUGAUCAACAAGCUUUUGCAAAGCAAUUCUGACUCGCGUAGGAGGAAACUCUAUAUUCGCACGUACGCGGUCGUGACGCUCAAUGAAGAAUGCGGCCUCAUCGAAUGGGUACCGAAUACAGUCGGCUUGCGGCACAUUUUGCACAAGCUGUACGCAACUCGCAACAUUCACCUCUAUGGCCCCGACGUCAAAAACGCAUUCGAGGAGCAGAAGGCCAAUCACAAAACGGCAGCUAUGGUCUUCGAGAACAAAGCUCUUGCAAAAUACCCGCCUGUCUUCCAUGAGUGGUUCCUUGCCACAUUCCCUGAGCCUUCUGCUUGGCUGGGUGCGCGGCUGCGCUAUGCACGGACACUUGCGGUGAUGUCCAUGGUCGGCCACGUUCUCGGAUUGGGAGACCGCCACGGCGAAAAUAUCCUCUUUGAUUCCGUGUCGGGCGAUACUGUUCAUGUGGACUUGAAUUGUUUGUUCGAAAAGGGCUUGACGUUCGAGAUUCCGGAAAGGGUUCCCUUCCGCCUGACGCAAAACCUGGUAGACGCACUCGGAGUUACUGGGCCAGAUGGUGUGUUCCGAAAGGCGGCUGAGAUCUCGAUGACGAUCCUCAGAGACAACAAAGACUCAUUGAUGAGUGUCCUCGAAGCUAUGAUCCACGAUCCCCUCGUCGAGUGGACUCCAGAUCUUCGCUACAAAAACAAAGUGAGCCAAAAUCGACAUGGAGGGAUCGAUCCGCGAACGCUAGAGGCUCGCCAUGCACUUCACACAGUUCGCCGCAAAUUGGAAGGUUACAAGAAGCUGUCGCACAGCACGUCAGGCGAAGUGUCCCUCUCCACGCCGAACCUUGUGGAUGCGCUUAUCAGAGACGCGACGUCCUCUCACAACCUUGCCUUGAUGUACAUCGGAUGGGCGAGCUACCUGUAG
This is a messenger RNA of Tilletiaria anomala UBC 951, 5424 nucleotides long. RefSeq lists its product as uncharacterized. Gene Ontology annotation, molecular function: protein serine/threonine kinase activity; protein binding. Gene Ontology annotation, cellular component: nucleus. The transcript has 17 exons. Lineage: Eukaryota; Fungi; Basidiomycota; Exobasidiomycetes; Georgefischeriales; Tilletiariaceae. Bases 1 to 5424 code for a protein of 1807 amino acids. The record is from RefSeq and is a predicted model, not a curated record. Gene Ontology annotation, biological process: protein phosphorylation; DNA damage checkpoint signaling; telomere maintenance.